Anolis carolinensis (green anole) is the source of this 2262-nucleotide messenger RNA. It is a transcript of the gene ccn3, whose product is annotated as cellular communication network factor 3. Bases 19 to 1074 code for a protein of 351 amino acids. Gene Ontology annotation, biological process: cell adhesion; signal transduction. Gene Ontology annotation, cellular component: extracellular region; extracellular matrix. Gene Ontology annotation, molecular function: integrin binding; heparin binding. The transcript has 5 exons. The record is from RefSeq and is a predicted model, not a curated record. NCBI's taxonomy places the organism in Eukaryota, Metazoa, Chordata, Lepidosauria, Squamata, Anolidae.
UGGUGCGCAUCCAGCGCGAUGGAGAAGUGGCGCUUGCCGGGGAUGCGCCUUUGCAGCUGUGUCGUGCGCCCCACGCCGGCCUGUUUCCUCCUCUUCCUCCUCCUUUGCACUGUUCCCAGCCAAGCUGAGGAGCCCCCCUGCCUGCUGCCCUGCGAUUGCCCCCCAGAGCCUCCGCCCUGCCCCCCAGGGGUGCCCUCCGUCUUGGAUGGAUGUUCCUGCUGCUUGACCUGUGCCCGGCAACGUGGCCAAAGCUGCUCAGAGAAGAUGCCCUGCGAUCAAAGCGCAGGCCUCUACUGCGACCGAGGGGAUGGCACCCAGGCUGGCAUGGGCAUCUGCAUGGAUCUCGAAGGAGACAACUGUGUAUUUGAUGGAAUUAUUUACCGGAGUGGAGAGACAUUCCAGCCCAACUGUAAAUAUCACUGUACGUGCAGAGAUGGACAGAUCGGCUGCGUGCCUCGCUGUAACCUUGACCUCCUGCUUCCGGGUCCAGACUGUCCCUUCCCACGAAAAAUCGAAGUCCCCAAGGAGUGCUGUGAGCAGUGGUCUUGUGACUCCAAAGAGGAUGUUGAUGUGGGAGGCUUUGCAAUGGCAGCAUUUAGGCAAGAAGCUACUCUUGGAAUUGAUGGUUCAGAUUCAAGUUCCAACUGCAUUGAGCAGACAACAGAAUGGAGCGCAUGUUCCACAACUUGUGGGAUGGGAAUCUCCACGCGGGUCACUAACAAGAACCCAACCUGUGAGAUGAUGAAAGAGACCAGGCUCUGUGAAGUUCGGCCUUGUGAAAAGAGCCAGUUACUCCAAAAGAAAGGGAAGAGAUGUGUCCGGACCAAGAAGUCUCUAAUGGCCAUUCACUUGGGGUACAAUAACUGUACCAGUGUCCAGAUGUAUAAACCCCGCUAUUGCGGCAUCUGCAAUGAUGGACGAUGUUGUACCCCACACACUACAAAAACCAUCCAGGUUGAAUUUCGUUGCCCUGAAGGGAAUCUCGUCAAACACCCUGUGAUGUCCAUCUCUACCUGUAUUUGCCAUGGCAACUGUCCACAGGAUAGCAACACGUUCUUCCGAAAGCUUGGUUGAAAAAUAACAGUCAGGGAUAUAAAAUGAACUACUUCAAAAGGGAAACCAUUAAAAUUUACAUCUGUAAUAUUGGUAUUGUUUGUUUCCUUGUUUGAAAGAGUCUGGUUGAGGAAAUAUUAUACUUAAAUAUAGUCUCAUUUUCAUUUGGUUCAUUUGGAGUUCCUUGAAAUCGUUGCUUCAAGCACUGUCAGCCCAUCCGUGGCUUUCUUAAUUCAAGUUAAGACUUCUUAGAAACUACAAGCACUAAAUUCAUUGUUCCAUAGCUUUUUGUGCUAUUUCCACAUUCUUGGUGAAAUGUAAACACCAUGCUCAAUAUGUUUGUAUUAUCAAAAGGCCUUAUCAUUGCACCCUUAUGUGUCUAUAGAGUGGCAGGUUGAAACUAAUCCAAAUUUGGCAAGGGAGUUUUUCUGAGAUGGAAGCCAAAGGCAUUUUCCAAAGAAACAAAAGACUAAGAAACGAACGCUUUCCUUGUUUAUGGUUCCCUGUCAUUCAGUUUCCAGCUCUUGAUUUCUCUUUGUUCUCCCCACUUCCAUCCAAGAAGCUGACCCCAGGUUUUUACAACCAGCCCACUGCCACUUUUCUAACCCUCUUCUGUUGAUCCUUGAAGUGUCUCCAAAAGGGCAUCAUUGCCCUAAAAAGCUGGGGAAGACUGCAAGUCUUAAAAGAUGGCUGAAAAUGCAUUUAUUCGUGUCUCUUAAGUAAGGAACCAUCUGGAAGACUCUUCCAGGAGGGGGGAAAAGGAGUGAACUGGUUUUGAGGUUGUUCUAAAAAGAGUCAGUUACAGAGAACGGGAGUUGCAAUUGUAACUAUGUGCGGCAAUAGUUGACCCACUGAAAUGAACUUUCAUGUAACCAAAGACAUCUCCAUAUGGUGUCAUAUUCAUGUGAAUUUAGUUCUUAAGAUGUUCAUAGUACCUGAACUAUGCGUAUUGCAAAUCCCAGGACAACGUAUUUCAACUGGUGUUGGGUUGCUAAUUUUUCUUCAAUCAGAUUUAGUAUUCUGAAGUAUUCUGUGCAGAAGCUUAGAGUUGGACUUUCUUUUUGUGGUGAGAAAGCAAACACUGUAAAUCUCUAAAGUUAGACCUAUGUUUUAUAGAAAUGGCAAUGUAAAUAGAAAAUAUACAUAGGGCAGUCCUGUUUUUCUGUAAAAUGUUCAAAUGUUGCUGAAUAAAAUAUACCUUAAUGCGUG